Molecule: messenger RNA, 663 nt
Organism: Dendronephthya gigantea
Lineage: Eukaryota; Metazoa; Cnidaria; Anthozoa; Malacalcyonacea; Nephtheidae
Product: 52 kDa repressor of the inhibitor of the protein kinase-like
Exons: 2
Coding region: 1-663 (220 amino acids)
Source: RefSeq, a predicted model, not a curated record
AUGGCGCUCUUUCUAAUGAAGAAACAAAAAGUGCGAUCUGGUGACAAGGUCUUACAGGAUCACCUUAGUUCCUGUGGAAAAAAUGAGACUUACAUAUCAAAGACAUCUCAAAAUAAGCUAAUAAAUUGCUGUGGCGAGGUCAUCACUGAUAAGAUUAUUGCUGACUUGAAGGUGGGUAAAUUUUAUGCCAUUAUUGCUGAUGAGGCCCGGGAUAUUUCUAACAAGGAGCAGAUGUCCCUUGUGUUGCGCUUUGUUGACGAGGAAAUGAACAUAAGGGAGGAAUUUGUUGGCUUUCUUCAUUGUUCGUGGGGUCUGAAAGGCGAACAACUCGCCAAGACUAUUCUUGAUGCUUUGGAUAAAUUAGAUGUUCCUAUAGCUGAUUGUAGAGGUCAGGGAUACGAUGGUGCUGGUGCUGUUGCUGGACAUAUCAAUGGUCUUUCUGCUCAUUUACUUAGGUUGAAUUCAAAGGCUCUUUUCACCCAUUGUUAUAGCCAUCGUUUAAAUUUAGCGAUUUGUGAAUCAAUAGAUAUUAUUGACGUGAAAUCAAUGUUGAAGCGGGUAAAAAAGGUUUGUGAUUUUUUUAACGCCUCGCAGACACGUCAAUUUCCACUCGGGAGAGACAUUCAGCAACAUAGUUCGGAAUCUGGUAGUCGUAAGAAUUAA